Molecule: messenger RNA, 1353 nt
Organism: Ornithodoros turicata
Lineage: Eukaryota; Metazoa; Arthropoda; Arachnida; Ixodida; Argasidae
Product: leukocyte elastase inhibitor A-like
Exons: 4
Coding region: 162-1334 (390 amino acids)
Molecular function (GO): serine-type endopeptidase inhibitor activity
Source: RefSeq, a predicted model, not a curated record
GCUGGCAGAGAAUGGACAACUUCCGGUGUUCUGUCACGGGCCGGCCUGCCGGUUUCUAGCGUGAGUUCGAAAAGUGGCGAUCAGCACGGCUAAAGGCAGAAGAAAGCGGCGUUAACCGGGGCUACCGUGCGGAGCCCCGCGGUUUUUAAACAUCGUCAGCCAUGAGUCGGCCGGGUUCCCCCCUUGAAGCGCCGAAACAGGAGCAUACUUACCCAGAGCAUGACUUCCCGGUGAACCUAUUCAAGGCUAUGGAAAGUGUCCGGGGUGGAUGCAACGUCCUGCUGUCACCCUUCAGCAUUGCUCAGGCUCUGACCUUGAUUGUAGUUGGAUCGCAGGGACCGACGCACGAUCAAAUUCUGAAGAUACUUGGCGAAGCGGACGAGGCUUCUUUGAACAAGAAAUUCGACGCCGCUAAGCCGGAUGUACUUGGACACAAAAUCCAGUUUCUGCUCGGCAACCGCCUGUAUGCUCGUCCUCCGCACUCUGUCCUGAGCACAUACGCGAAAGCCAUCCAGUCCGUCCAUGGCGACAGCUCCGAACUCACCCCCGAAAACAAGAAGAACGUCACAAACGUCAACGCCUGGGUCAGCGGCAUCACGAAGCGCCGGCUCAGCAAGGCCGUCACAGAGAGCAGCUCGCUGCCCGACCUCUUGGUCAUCAACGCGGUGUACUUCCGCGGCGUCUGGGCCAGCAGGUUCGAACGGGAGCUCGUGUUCAAGUCUCCCUUCUACGUGAAGGGCGACGAGACCGUGACGGUCGACAUGAUGUUCUCCAGACGCGACACGCCAUUUCUCUCCGCGAAGGAGUUCGACUGCCAGGUCCUGGAACUGCCGUACGACGGAAACAACUGCAGCAUGGUCCUGUUCCUGCCCAAUCUGCGGGACGGACUGCACCACAUGAUGUCGCAGAUUACGUCGGAAAAUUUAGGUAAGGCCUUGUCUAACCUCCGAAAGAAGGACAAGGUCGAAGUCUUUCUGCCAAAGUUUCACUUCAGCCAGCAGCACGAGAUGGCCGCGGAACUCAACAAGUUGGGGAUUACAGACGCCUUCGAUCCUGUCAAAGCAGAUCUGUCAAAGAUGCUGAAGACCCCCACCGGCUCGGCGAUAGGUCAACUGGUGCACGACGUGGCGCUGGAGAUCGACGAGGACGGCACAGAAAUCCUCGCGGCACACGCGGGCAAGGUACAGAGGAAGUCGACCAUCUGCGGCCCAGAGUUCAGGGUAGACCACCCGUUCCUCUUUGUCCUGGUGACCAGGCCGGGCAACGUGGUCCUCUUCAUGGGCGCCAUCUGGAGGCCACCGCCUGCUAUGCCCAGCGAUUCGGAGAUCUCAUAAAAGUCAUGUCCUUGUGGUU